AUGCUGUACCAUCUUUGUGCACUGCUGCUCCUGUGCCUGGAGCGAGUGGUUGGUUUCGUGAAGGGAUGCCAAGAGCUUGAGAUGGAAAAGAAACUCACUAAUCGGGAGGAAAUAUUGAAAAUGGAUUGCAAUACAUACCAGGCACGCCUCUGCCUAAAGUUUGUGCUGGACGCAGGCUUGAUGAGCUACUUUGCAUUUAUCAUUUGGAGCCUCAUCGUACGCAUUGAGGCAGGUGAACUCGGCGAGCCCUCGCUGUUGAGAGAGCAGGAGCUUGCAGAUAGGGCACUUGGAGACCCUUGGCUUUUUGUUCAGACACCUGGAGAAUCAGCCACGUUUCUGAGACGUGAGCCCAGAGGUCACGCCCCGACACCAUUUUCAGGGGUGCCGCGAAAUCUGGAAGAUCAAGAAGCUCAAGCAUCUCUCCAAGAAGAAGGGCAAGCGCAUGACCGGCAAGGGCGUGGAUCUGUAGAAGCAUUUCAAGGAACUCCUUAUCGUUUGGAGUGA
Cladocopium goreaui is the source of this 504-nucleotide messenger RNA. NCBI's taxonomy places the organism in Eukaryota, Dinophyceae, Suessiales, Symbiodiniaceae. The record is from the annotation of a GenBank genome assembly.